UGCUGUGAUGGUGGAUCAGCAGGGGGAACAGGAGUCAUACAAGAUCAUCCUUGCUGGCUUUGGCUACACCGGCAAGACCAGCUUAGUCAGAAAAUACACUGACGGACUCUUCAACGAGGCUUAUGUGGCUACUCUUGGCAGCGACUUCAUCGUUAAACGAAUCCAGCGCGGCAAAAAAGCCGUGGAUCUGAACUUGUGGACUCUACAGGGACAAUGUGACAUAACAACAGUUCCAUCAGUCAACUUUCGGUUCGCAGACGCAGUGGUGAUCGUGUUCGCCAUCAAUGAUGACAAAUCCAUGCUUGUUCUGGACCAGUGGCGCCAGAAGGCGGAAGAGAUAGUGUCUACGGAUACCAUUUUUGCACUGGUGGCCAAUAAGUGUGACAUGAAACGCAUGCAGGAGAAAAACCUGGAAGACAUGGCCGGAAACUUCUACGAUCUCUAUUUCCAGACAUCGGCCAGAACAGGCGAAGGAGUCGACAGUCUGUUCGAGACAGUGACGGACAUGAUUGUGGCUAAGCAGGCCAGCAGGACCGGCAAAAGUCCCGGUUUCAAACUCAGACAGCCCAGCAUACGCAGAAGGAAAACGUCCACAGGCUUCUCAUGUUAAUUGCCACCUAUACCUCAAAGAACAAAAUUGAAUUUAAAGUAAAUUAAGAGCAGUAUUUUGCAAGCGUAGACAAGAGUCAAUCAAAGAUCUUAAUACCUGGAAACAGCCACAAAGAAACGGACAUAAUUCUUUUUCUCAGACUAUAUAAGCAGUUUUUGAUUGCCUACCUAAAAAAAUUUGGGACCUGU
Molecule: messenger RNA, 798 nt
Organism: Symsagittifera roscoffensis
Lineage: Eukaryota; Metazoa; Xenacoelomorpha; Acoela; Convolutidae
Product: ras-related protein Rab-13-like
Exons: 3
Coding region: 8-610 (200 amino acids)
Biological process (GO): phagosome-lysosome fusion
Cellular component (GO): late endosome; phagocytic vesicle; lysosome
Molecular function (GO): GTPase activity; GTP binding
Source: RefSeq, a predicted model, not a curated record